Eremothecium cymbalariae DBVPG#7215 is the source of this 810-nucleotide messenger RNA. RefSeq names its product Trs33p (gene TRS33). Gene Ontology annotation, cellular component: cis-Golgi network; TRAPP complex; trans-Golgi network. The transcript has a single exon. The record is from RefSeq and is a predicted model, not a curated record. Gene Ontology annotation, biological process: endoplasmic reticulum to Golgi vesicle-mediated transport; regulation of GTPase activity. Lineage: Eukaryota; Fungi; Ascomycota; Saccharomycetes; Saccharomycetales; Saccharomycetaceae. The coding region runs from base 1 to 810 and encodes 269 amino acids.
AUGGAGGGAAAUAAUAAGUCUGGUUCAGAGCCCCAGCUGGAUGAACAUACAAAGUUACAACAUCAGUUCAAGUUGUUUCAAGAAUCGUUACCGAAGGUCAGCAUAGUAGCUUAUCAGCUGCUAUUAAACGAAUUGGUCCCGCUGAGUGUGUCUAUAGAAAAUAAUAUUCAAGAUAUGACUAGCAGCAUUGAGGUCAGUGAUGAAGAUACUUCAACAGAAACCGAAACGGAGACUGAGUGUGAAUUAUCUGAACAGCUCGAGAGGAUGAAGAUUGAAGAAGCAGCUUUACAACCAUCUCACAAAUUGAUACAAGAGUUAUAUGAGGCUAAUGAUUCCAAAAGGGAUCAUAUUUACGAGCGAUUAAGCCAGAUUGGUUUCCAGAUAGGCAGCAAACUUACAGAGCUAUUAAUUUAUAACAACAAUCCCAACUUACACUUUGAGUCCAUGGACUUGCUAGCGGUGAUGAAAUUCAUAUGUAGAGAUGUUUGGAAACAGCUAUUUGGUAAGCAAAUCGAUAACUUGAAGACGAAUCACAGAGGGACGUUUUAUUUAUUUGAUUACGACUACCAGCCAAUACAAGAUUUCUCUUUAGAUGGUGAAAUAUCGGAGAAGGAACUUCAAAUGGUUGAACCUUAUUUAGAAAUUCCUUGUGGCAUUAUUAAAGGAAUUUUAGCCUCUUUGGGGUUCAAAGGUGACGAUCAAGUUGAUGUGACUGUUUCAUUUGUAGAUAUACCCAAGGACAGGGUGGUGUCCCCCAACCAAUUCUCUAAGGGAAUAAACUUCAAUGUUCAAGUAACUAGAACCGAGUAG